This is a messenger RNA of Sinocyclocheilus rhinocerous, 5385 nucleotides long. Its product is annotated as dipeptidyl aminopeptidase-like protein 6. Gene Ontology annotation, molecular function: serine-type peptidase activity; potassium channel regulator activity. Gene Ontology annotation, cellular component: plasma membrane; voltage-gated potassium channel complex. The record is from RefSeq and is a predicted model, not a curated record. The transcript has 28 exons. Gene Ontology annotation, biological process: regulation of potassium ion transmembrane transport; proteolysis. Lineage: Eukaryota; Metazoa; Chordata; Actinopteri; Cypriniformes; Cyprinidae. The coding region runs from base 340 to 3063 and encodes 907 amino acids.
CGAGUAACUCCAGCACUCUCUGCAUGCCAUGUGCAGCAAUACCUUCUGCUCCAUCUCUCCUCAUCUGCAUUAAUGGCCACAGUGCUCUGAUUUUACUUUGACAUCUAAUAACUCCUUAUCGAGGAUUUUUUUUUUUUCCGGACAAUAAACAAUUAACAAUAAAACAGGACAUCACGACCCGCUCAACAAUUUCAAUCACCUUGUUUGCGCCUUGUGGAAACAAACUUGGGACACUUUCUCAAGACUGUGUUUAUCAGUGGGAAUAUUAAGGACGAGUGUUUGAAUUUAACUCCUCAAGACUUCCAAAGACAUUCAAAGAAGGCUGAACAGUGAUCGAGAAUGAAUCAGACCGCAGGAGUCACAAACACUUACAGAAGAUGCUCAAAAGGAGGCAAAGAGCUGGUGGGAAGUAACCCUCCGCAGAGGAACUGGAAGGGAAUAGCGAUUGCACUGCUUGUUAUUCUGGUCAUCUGUUCUCUGAUCGUCACCUCUGUCAUUCUGCUGACUCCAGGUGAGGACGAUAGCCUGGCCUUUAAGGGGAAAGUUACAGUGGAAGAAAUCUUCAAGAAAGACUUCAAAGUUCAUGACCCGAACGCUAAGUGGAUCAGCAGUCCCGCUGUGGAGGAGCAAGUGAGGCGACGCUCUGUUUUUGUUGUUCCUGGUAUGAGGAGCCGGUACGAUGCAGCCCCAGAAGCUAGAGAGUGGCGAGGGAGGAACCGCUGGAACUCCGCCACUUGUUUACGGGCUUCCUGGAACCUGUUGAUGACCGAGUUGACGGCGUCGCCGAACAGGCCAGAAGGCGCAAGCGGGGCAUCCAUGAGGAAGACCCUGUUCUUCUCUCUGAUCUCAGACAGGGUCAACCACAAAUGCCUCUCCGCGGCCACCAUAGCUGCCAUAGACAUGCCGAUGAUCAUUAAAGUGGGGCUGGUGGGAUGCAAAACAGUGGAGGCAAGGACACAGAACAUGAUGUUUGUUGAGAAUCAAAGAGUGGCAGCUCUGAUUAAUGCCACGCUCUCCCCACGAUCUGAAAUGUACAAAGCCAGCAAAUAUGAGGUUUCCCCAGAUAUGAAACUCGUUCUGCUGGCCUACAACAUGCAGCUGGUUUACGAGCACUCCUUCACUGCGGACUACAUCAUUUGCAGUCUGGAAACUCCGGAAACGUGGAUUCUGAACCCUCCAGAAGUGCGAAACGCUCAUCUGCAGUAUGCAGGAUGGGGACCGCGAGGCCAGCAGCUGAUUUUUAUAUUUGAGAAUAACAUCUACUAUCGGGCCACUGUGGAGAACAGAUCCAUCCGUCUUGUUUCCACUGGGAAGGAGGGUGUGAUAUUCAACGGUCUGAGCGACUGGCUCUAUGAAGCGGAGAUCUUUAAGUCCCACAUCGCACACUGGUGGUCUCCGGAUGGGGCCAGGCUCGCGUAUGCGACCAUCAACGACACGCUGGUGCCCAAAAUGGAGAUCCCCAUGUUCACCGGCUCCAUCUACCCUACAGCAAGACAAUACCAUUACCCCAAGGCAGGAGAGGAAAACCCUAUCAUCUCUCUUUAUGUGGUGAAUCUCAAUGGCCCUCUGCACACCGUUGAGAUGAGAAGACCGGAGGACCAAAGAAUAGGUGAGUGCUAUGUGACGAUGGUGAAGUGGGCAACAAGCACGAAACUGGCUGUAAACUGGUUGAACCGAGCCCAGAAUAUCUCCAUCCUGACCCUCUGUGUGGCCACAACGGGUGUCUGCACCAAGAAACAUGAGGAUGAAAGUGAGGGGUGGCUGCACAGACAGGAUGAAGAGCCGCUGUUCUCUAAAGACGGUCUGAGGCUGUUCUUCACCAGAGCAAUCCCACAGGGAGGAAGAGGGAAGUUCUUCCACAUCUCCAUGUCCAUCUCACAGCCCAACAGCAGCACAGAUACCCUGCAGUCCAUCACAUCAGGAGACUGGGAUGUCACGCAGGUUCUUGCGUAUGAUGAGGACAGCCAGUUAAUAUAUUUCCUCAGCACUGAGGAUGACCCUAAAAGAAGACAUCUCUACAGCGCAGACACGGUGGGCACCUUCAACCGCCGCUGUCUGUCCUGUGAUUUCACUGACAGCUGCGGGUACGUCAGUGGCUUCUUCAGUCCCAGCAUGGACUAUUUUCUGCUCAGUUGUAAAGGUCCUGAUGUUCCGUAUGUGACGGUUUACAGCACCCAUGACAGACAGAAGGUGCGUGACAUCGAGUUGAAUCUGAACUUGAGGAGAACGGUGAACUCGAUGCAGAUGCCGAAAGUGGAAUACAGAGAGAUAAACAUAGAGGAUUACAGCCUCAGCAUGCAGAUACUAAAACCUGCAGGCUUCAUAGGCACCUUACACUACCCACUUCUGCUCCUUGUAGAUGGGACUCCAGGCAGUCAGUCGGUCUCAGAGCAGUUCCACAUUGACUGGGCGUCAGUGCUGGUCAGCAGUUUUGGGGUGAUUGCAGUGCGCUUUGACGGCCGUGGAAGUGGCUUCCAGGGGACUAACUUACUCCAUAAGGUGCAGCGCAGGCUGGGAAUGUUCGAGGAGAAAGACCAGCUGGAUGCCCUCAGUAUUUUGAUGCAGGAGCCAUAUAUUGACAAGACCAGAAUUGGAGCUUUUGGGCAGGUGUAUGGAGGUUACGUCACCAGCCUUCUGCUCAGCUCUGAGGACUCCAUGCUCAAGUGUGCUGCAGUGCUCUCACCCAUCACAGACUUUGCACUAUAUGCUUCAGCUUUCUCAGAGAGAUAUCUAGGCCCUCCCAAGCCAGAUCGGAGGGCAUACGAGAUGGCCAACCUUGCAUACAGAGCGUCUCAGUUCAUCGAUAAGAAGUUUUUAAUCAUUCAUCCAACAGCAGAUGAACAAGUUCAUUUUCAGCACACAGCCAAAUUCAUCUCCAGGCUAAUCAGCGAGAGAGCAAAUUACACUCUGCAGAUCUACCCAGACGAAGGACACUUCAUUCACAACGAGGGAACGCGGCAGCACCUCAGUCAAUCGCUGGUCAACUUCUUCGAGGAGUGUUUCCGGCUCCCGGACCGAGUGUUCGAGGAGGCGCUAGAGGAGGAGAGCGAAGAGGAGGGUUAGUCCACCCGUUCCAUGAAGUCCAAGCACAAAGCCAGCUCCUUUUGCCACCUGAUAUGCAACCCAUAGAUUUGAACCCUCCAGUUUUCAGUUCCCUCCCGGUGUCGCAUGCUGACUCUGAGACCGCCCUGCCUCGUGUUCCUGCCUCAGCUCCCCUUCAGGUGCUCCUCACUAUCCAUCAACCCUCGACAGACCGCGGCCGUGCAGCGCGGCGUGGCAUCUGGCUGGCGCCACAUCGUCUCGCUCUCCCCUGCAGGCCAGUUAGGAGCUUCUGAAGGAAUCUCUGGUCUGUCCAUCUCACAUUGACGAAUGAGACGCUGCGAUAUUAACUGACCGCCAAGCGCGAUGACCUUUGAAUCCCUAAGAGCUGUGAGACUCGCAGCUAGACUGAGGGGUCAUUCGGUGUUUGAUUCAAAUAGGUAUCUGGUGUUUUGGGCAAAGGGAUUGUUGUCGGGAGAACGUGUCAUUUGUGGUUCAAAAGGUCUUCGCAUGUCCAAUUGUGCUCGUGUCUGGUGUUGCAAUGUAAAGUCGCACAUGAAAACCAUUCACUUGGAUAUCGAUAAAACUUGUUUUCAGUGUUCAAGCGUGUCCGAGUCUUGGAAAUCUUGUAGCCUCAAGUGUGUAUUUAGAUGGUGUUUAUUCAUUGCAGAAACUUCAUCAAGCAGAAGGGGAGCAAAAACGAUUCGCAUUAUUCUCGCAGACCAUGACAGUUGUACAAGACUGUUGAUCCCACUUCUCAACGUGCGUUUCCUUGAAGUGAUGGUCUGUCAGUGCUGAAGAAAGCACUCUAUGUUGAUUUAGUCACUGUGCCUUAUUACGGGAGCGAACAAGCGUUUUCGAGGAGCCUCCUUGUGAAUAUCAUCACUCAUUCAAGGCUUACGUUGGAUUGACUAAAAUCCUGUAUCUAAAACGCUCUUGUUACAUUGUCGAUGACAUCACGGUAUACAUUAUUGACUGUAAUAGCAUUGCGAAAACACUGUUAUUUUCGUUUGCGCGCAUGUGAGCCAGUGUUGUUUUAGCAUCAACAAAAACAAACUCGCUCGCAUUCUGCUAAUAGCGGUUUUCCAUCCACUUUAAGGAUCGGGUAAUGGAGCAUGAAAUUAAAAUGUAUGAUUUCAACAUUACCUCAGUAUUAAACUAAAGCCCCUCUGAGGCUUUACAGACACUUUGUAGAACAUUUGUUAAUUCAUGCCCAAAACAAAUCUGUACAUAAAAAGUAUAUUAAGUAGGGUAGGAAACACUUCUGUGUUAAAGGUUCACACAAAAACAACAAUUCUGACAUUGACUCAGCCCUUGUGGCGUUCCAAACCUGUAUGACCGACUUUGUUUUGGAGAAGAAGAAAGAGAUGUUUAGCAGAAUGCUCAUGCUGUUCUUUCAAUACAAAGAAUGUCAAUGGAGUCGUUGAAUGGAAACAAGUCUUCAGUGUUUCAUAGAAGAAAGUACAGUAGGUUUUCCAGGUUUGCAGUGAGGUUGAGUGUAUGUUGGCAGAAUACGGUCCCUUUAACGCUCAUGAAAUACAGUACUGUGUAAAUGUUUAACAUUACAGCGGUGGAAUUUUCAUUAUUUAAGUCACAUAUGCUAUGUUUGUAUGUUUUGCACAGUGCUGUAUAUGAACAGUUAUUGGUUGUAACUUUUGCCUAUAAAAGCUCUCGAGGAUGAACUUUUAUUUAGUUUGAAUGAAAUGUUCAUGUUUGAUCUUGAUGCAUUCAUAGUGCAUGUCGAAAAACCAUUUGCAACUCAAAAGCUAUUUUUUAAAAACCGUCAAAUAUCUGCAUAGUAUUUUUGACGGCUUGAAUGUUCCGACCUGCAUUUCAUUACCGGUAGUUUUGUGAGUGAGAUCUCAGUCUUGUCUGCUUGAUAUAUAAAUGUUACUCAAAUCUCAUUUAAGUCUCUGAAUAUGUGAGUGUUUCUUGUACAUAAAGCGUUUGAAGGUAUGUUGUUCUCCCGUGUUGUCGAGCAGAGCUCCGGAAGUCAUGGUUACUACGAUCUGAAAUGAGCACUGAAAAAUCACAUGGGACCAAGAGAAUGAUGGGAUUGCUGUUUACUGGCUCAGCAAGAACAGGCAUAUUUUGACACCUCUCAGAAUACAAACUAUUUUAUCAUCACCUUUGUUAUGAUUUGUUUUCCUCACUUGGAGAAAAGAGGAUGAAUAUGUAAGCAACCAAAAUAAACUGAAAGCCUUCAAUGUUGAUGUCCUGCUUUCUUGUGAAUUAAGUAAAUGAUUGCAUUUACAUGCAUGACCUUAAGACGACGACCUCUAAGGUCAUCUUAGAAGGUGUUUUGUUUUAUCUGGGAAAGGUCAUAAAUGGUUUAAAUAAAACCCA